CGGUCAGUAGAGGCUGGCGCCGCGGCCUGGGGCUGGGAUGCGAGGGGGUGCGGGCUCCCGGCGGCCGGGGUUCCCGUGAGUAGCGGUGACUGCAGCGCGGGCGGGCGAGGUCUGCGGACGCCGCCGGCGGCCGGCCGUGUCCGCCGCGGGAUGAGGAAGCGGACCGAUCCCGUCGCCUUGGAGCAUGAGCGCUGCGCCGCCUCGGGCUCGUCCUCCUCUGGCUCGGCCGCCGCGGCGCUGGACGCCGACUGCCGCCUGAAGCAGAACCUGCGCCUGGCGGGCAAGAGGCCGGCAGAGCCGCGCUGCGCCGCGGACGCGGGCAUGAAGCGGGCUCUGGGCAGGCGAAAGGGCCUAUGGUUCCGACUGAGGAAGAUACUUCUCUGUAUUCUGGGGUUGUAUGUUGCCAUUCCAUUUCUCAUCAAACUAUGUCCUGGGAUACAGGCCAAACUGAUUUUCUUGAAUUUUGUGAGGGUUCCUUAUUUCAUUGACUUGAAAAAACCGCAGGAUCAAGGUUUGAAUCACACGUGUAAUUACUACCUCGAGCCAGAGGAAGACGUGACCAUUGGAGUCUGGCACACUGUCCCUGCUGUCUGGUGGAAGGAUGCCCAGGGAAAGGACCAGAUGUGGUACGAGGAUGCCUUGGCUUCCAGUCACCCUAUCAUCCUGUACCUGCAUGGGAAUGCAGGCACAAGAGGAGGCGACCACCGGGUGGAACUUUACAAGGUGCUGAGUUCCCUUGGUUAUCACGUGGUCACCUUUGACUACAGAGGUUGGGGUGACUCGGUAGGAACGCCAUCGGAGCGAGGCAUGACAUAUGAUGCACUCCAUGUUUUUGACUGGAUCAAAGCAAGAAGUGGAGACAACCCUGUGUAUAUUUGGGGUCAUUCUCUAGGCACUGGAGUGGCGACAAAUCUGGUGCGGCGCCUCUGUGAGCGAGAGACACCUCCAGAUGCCCUUAUAUUGGAAUCUCCAUUCACUAAUAUACGUGAAGAAGCUAAGAGCCAUCCCUUCUCAGUGAUAUACCGAUACUUCCCUGGGUUUGACUGGUUUUUCCUCGACCCCAUUACAAGCAGUGGAAUUAAAUUUGCAAAUGAUGAAAAUGUGAAGCACAUCUCCUGCUCCCUGCUCAUCCUGCAUGCCGAGGACGACCCGGUCGUGCCCUUCCAGCUUGGCAGAAAGCUCUACAACAUCGCUGCUCCAUCCCGAAGCUUCCGAGACUUCAAAGUUCAGUUUAUCCCCUUCCACUCAGACCUUGGCUACAGGCACAAGUAUAUCUACAAGAGCCCUGAGCUUCCACGGAUACUGAGGGAGUUCCUGGGAAAGUCAGAACCUGGGCGCCAACACUGAGUCUUGCUGCCUGAAGGAGCAUGAAGACCUCUACCCUCCUCCCCUUUGCUCCAGCCAACCUGGCACCCUGGGGCCUGGGGUGCCAGCGUCUUCAAUGCCCCCGGAGAGAGGACUUGGAUGCCAGCUGAGGCAGGCAGAGGAGACCCGGCAGACCUGAGGCACCUGUCUUAGGUGGCUGGGAGCAUGGAUCUUUGUGGAAAACACAGUUUGCAGGCAUGGGAUCCCCUCUCCCUCUUGUUGCCACUCAAUCCGAGCUCUCAUUGGGAAGACAGUGACAGAGUAGGCCAGCCGCCAGCUGGUCUAUCCCGCACUUGCUGAGCUGGGCAAGGGAGCCUGGGGUAGGAGGCUUGGGGUCUUGGGACCACACUGAGCUUUCCAGCAUCACUGGUAAGAUCGUGGGGAGAUGGGUUCUGUCCCUUCCCAGCCCACGCAGAAUAGACUCUAAUGGUCCCAUUGGCAACCCCCCCAACCCAGAGCACCCUGCUUGCCUACCUUGGCGGUCCCUGCAUCCCUGGGCAGGUCCCACUGCUCACAACGGGGGAGGUGAGGUGCCCAUGACCUGCACUUCCUCCACUUUCUGCCCACCUUUCUGCCUAACCUGGCCUUAGACUGAGCAUUUAUUUAAGAAUAAAAUCGUGGUGGUGGUCUA
Mustela lutreola (European mink) is the source of this 1996-nucleotide messenger RNA. RefSeq names its product abhydrolase domain containing 12, lysophospholipase (gene ABHD12). Gene Ontology annotation, molecular function: monoacylglycerol lipase activity; phosphatidylcholine lysophospholipase A1 activity. Gene Ontology annotation, biological process: monoacylglycerol catabolic process; phosphatidylserine catabolic process. The record is from RefSeq and is a predicted model, not a curated record. The coding region runs from base 151 to 1347 and encodes 398 amino acids. The transcript has 13 exons. Lineage: Eukaryota; Metazoa; Chordata; Mammalia; Carnivora; Mustelidae. Gene Ontology annotation, cellular component: endoplasmic reticulum membrane.